AUGUCUUCAGCUUACAAGCUCAUGAUCAUGUCGCAAAGCCUCCAUUUUAGCUUUUUUCUCACUCUUCUUAUUUUUAUUUACUUGGUCUCUGCAGUCUCUGCUUCUCCUUCUCUGCACCCAGAUGAAGUGAAAGCCCUUAAGGAUAUUGCAUUCACACUAGGUGUCAAGCACCUGAACCUAAGUGAAGAUCCAUGUAUCACAAAGACUCUGGUGAUAACCCAAGAUCUCCUCAAGGAAGGACAUAACAACACAAUCAGAUGCGACUGUCAUUUCAACAACAACAAAACUUGUCAUAUCACACACUUUAUCCUUAAAACAUUCAGUCUUCCGGGUAAACUUCCACCAGAACUCUCAAAGCUUCAGUAUCUUGAAUCGAUUGACUUGUGCCUUAAUUAUCUUUAUGGCUCAAUACCUAUGGAAUGGGCCUCACUGCCUUACCUCACAUCUAUCUCUGUUUGUGCGAAUCGAUUAUCAGGAGACAUUCCCAAAGGACUGGGGAAGUUUAUUAACCUCACCCAACUAGUUCUUGAAGCCAACCAAUUCUCUGGAAUUAUUCCUGAGGAACUUGGGAACCUGGUUAACCUAGAAGGAUUGGUACUCUCUUCUAACCAAUUAGUUGGAAGCGUACCCGAAACAUUAGGAAGACUAAAAAAUCUGACAAAUCUCCGUUUUAGCGAUAAUCAACUUAACGGAUCCAUCCCAGAGUUUAUAGGCAACUUAUCUAAACUUAAAAGAUUAGAACUCUAUGCAAGUGGCCUUAGAGAACCUAUUCCAGACUCCAUUUUUCGUCUAGAGAAUUUGGUUGAUCUGAGGAUCAGUGACACAACUGCUGGAUUGCGACAAUUUCCUCAUAUAAUUAGCAAGAACCUGAAAAAUUUGGUUCUCAGAAACUUGAACUUAACAGGACCUAUUCCAACCACUAUCUGGGAUCUUCCCAAUCUCACGAUUCUCGAUCUUUCCUUUAACAGACUGACUGGUGAAAUACCAGCAGAUGCUGCCCCGUCAAAAAAACAUACAUAUUUGGCUGGAAAUUUGUUGUCAGGAAAAGUUGAAUCAGGAGCUUUCCUUACUACAAGCACCAAUAUUGAUCUUUCGUAUAAUAACUUCACUUGGUCUCCAAGCUGCAGAGAGAGGGACAAUGUAAACACAUAUGAGAGCUCACAGUCAAAAAACCGUCUAACCAGACUUCUUCCAUGUUAUGCCAUAAAUCAGUGUCUAAGUUAUAGUAAAUCACUUCAUAUAAACUGUGGCGGACCUGAUGUAACUAUCGAAAACUCUCGAGGAAGGAUUUUAUAUGAGGGUAACUAUGGACUAACCGGUUCAGCUACAAACUAUCAUGGCAAAAAAUGGGGAUUCAGCAAUACUGGUGACUUUAUGGAUGAUGGAUCAACAGAAGAUGAAUACUCAAUUUCAUCAAAAUCUCCUGUGUCAGCAAGAUAUCCUGAGCUUUAUCAGACAGCUCGACGUUCUUCCCUGAGUCUGACUUACUUUGCUUUUUGUUUUGAAAAUGGAAGCUACAAUGUAAAACUCCAUUUUGCGGAGAUUCAAUUCUCAGAUGAGGAACCAUAUGCUAGGCUAGCGAAACGGUUCUUUAACAUUUACGUUCAGGGGAAGUUGAUUUGGGAGGAUUUCAACAUUAGAGUAGAGGCUAAUGGAACUCACAAGGAAGUUAUAAAAGAAGUUAAUACAACCGUGACUGAUAACACUUUAGAGAUACGGCUUUACUGGGCAGGGAAAGGCACAACGAUCAUUCCUCAAAGAGGGAACUAUGGCUCUCUUAUCUCUGCAAUCUCUGUCUGUCCCAGUUCUGAAUCUGAAUGUGGUGUUGAAGUGAAGACUCCUCCAGUCACAAAAGAACACAAACCAAGAACAUAUCCUCUCAUUCUCGGAAUAACAGCUUUGAUACUCUCUCUUGCUUUCUUGAUUUUCGGUGCAUUUUAUUGGAAGAAAUGUGUUAGAAAUGCAGAUGCAGAAAAGAGAGGUUCCUUCAGUUUGAAGCAACUAAAAGUUGCAACUGACAAUUUUGACCCCUUAAACAAGAUUGGAGAAGGCGGCUUUGGAUCUGUAUAUAAGGGACGAUUACCAGAUGGAACAUUGAUAGCAGUAAAGAAGCUAUCUUCAAAAUCAUGUCAAGGUAACAAAGAGUUUGUAAACGAGAUCGGUAUGAUCGCUUGCCUGCAGCAUCCGAAUCUUGUGAAGCUUUAUGGAUGCUGUUGUGAGAAUAAUCAGCUUCUUCUUGUCUAUGAGUACUUGGAGAACAAUUGUCUUGCUGAUGCAUUAUUUGGAAGAAGCGGUCUGAAACUAGAAUGGGGAACAAGACACAAAAUAUGCUUAGGGAUCGCGAGAGGGCUUGCAUUUCUUCAUGAAGAUUCAGCAGUUAAGAUCAUUCACAGAGACAUCAAAGGGACAAAUGUACUGCUAGACAAGGAUCUGAACUCAAAGAUUUCGGAUUUUGGGUUGGCUAGGCUCCAUGAAGAUGAGAAGAGCCACAUUACCACCAGAGUUGCAGGAACAAUAGGAUACAUGGCUCCUGAAUAUGCAAUGAGGGGUCACUUAACAGAAAAGGCAGAUGUUUACAGCUUCGGUGUGGUGGCAAUGGAGAUCGUUAGCGGGAAGAGAAAUGCUAAUUACACACCAGAUAACGAAUGUUGCGUUGGUCUUCUCGACUGGGCGUUUGUUUUACAGAAGAAAGGAGCUUUCUCAGAGGUUCUUGAUCCGAAGCUGGAAGGAGUGUUCGAUUUGAUGGAGGCAGAGAGAAUGAUAAAGGUAUCGCUUCUAUGUUCCAACAAGUCUCCGACCUUAAGACCAACCAUGUCGGAGGUUGUGAAGAUGCUUGAAGGCAAAACAGAGAUAGAACAGAUCAUCGCAGACCCUGGAGUGUAUGGAGAUGAACUAAGGUUUAAGCUAUCGUCAGAGAUUGGGACAUCAUCUUUACCUUCUGACUACCUCGUGUCAAUUCCUUCGUCUUGUGAAUCUGCUUACGACCUUUACCCCCUUAGUCCAGAGUCCAUUGUUUUCUCUAGACCGUAGCUUAAACAGAGCUUUGUGUCUAUAUGAUGAACCACUCAGACAGAAUCACUGUAUCACACGUCACACGUGGUAAAAUUGUGGAU
Raphanus sativus (radish) is the source of this 3113-nucleotide messenger RNA. RefSeq names its product probable LRR receptor-like serine/threonine-protein kinase At1g29720. Gene Ontology annotation, biological process: protein phosphorylation. Gene Ontology annotation, molecular function: protein binding; protein kinase activity; ATP binding. The transcript is spliced from 25 exons. NCBI's taxonomy places the organism in Eukaryota, Viridiplantae, Streptophyta, Magnoliopsida, Brassicales, Brassicaceae. The record is from RefSeq and is a predicted model, not a curated record. The coding region runs from base 1 to 3030 and encodes 1009 amino acids.